CCUGUUGUAUGCCUCAGCCUGGAGAAUCAGUUGGCCAUCCUCAUUGUCACACGCUGAAGCUUUUGACAGCGAAAUUCAGCGACCCAAGUAUCCUACCUUAACGGUAACUCAAAAAUUGCAACGUGCGUGGCAGGCUGUCGUGACGCAGGGCCUUGCCGAGUUUGAUGCAAAUCAAUCGGGUUGUUGCUGUGCACUCGCUCGACGCUGCCCCAGCACGCAGCCAACCAGAGCUCGGUUCACCCAAUUCGUACAAACUCCCUUUCCCUCUGCCGUUCCCGCACUUCUCCCGCCCGCAACCCUCUUUCCCCAAAAGUCUGGACAGCUGCACCACCGAGUGCCCACCGGCAGAGCACAGGAACUAUGGACGAUCGAUCGACAGCCUCAAAAACCGCCGUCGCAUCGCCUUCGCCGUCCAGUGCCCACGACAUCAAAUCGCCUACUUCCCGCCCUCUGUACAGCAGCAAGCUUGGCGACCAGCGAGCGAAGGGUCCGGAGGCCACAGCUUCGCCCCCGACUGCGAGACAGGCUGCUGUCCAGCAGAAGGCGUGGACUUCAAACAGAAACCCCAUUACCGGCCGACCGCAAACUCCCCAGAACAAGCCAUCUGUGACGAGCUCCUUCCGCGAGGGCCAGAGAGUUCGCAUUGCUCUCGCCUCUGGUGCUGAAUUCGAAGGCAUCUAUAGCAACGGGCCCGACCCUUCCAGCUGCCGUCUGAGCAUGGUGCAGCAGAAGAAGCUCCCGAGCUCGACAGAAAUCGCAAACGGUGCGACCAGAAGAGAACAGCCCACUAUGAGCUUUCAACGGAGCGAGAUUGCGGACGCCCGCGUUAUCUCCAGCAACAUCAAAAACGAUGUCAGGGCCCCGAACGGUAACCGGCCCACCUUCCGGACAGAUGCUGCGAUAUCCAAUUCGAGACUCGGCAACGAAAGGACCUUGAAGGCCUGGGUGCCCGAUGCCGGUUACGAGGUCGACGGGUCCCUGGAAAAAUCCUCCGCCGGCGGCGGCGCGUGGGAUCAGUUUGCUGAGAACGAGCGACUGUUCGGUUUGAAGACCGACUACGACGAAAACAUCUACACCACGGCCAUCAAUAAGAGCCACCCGCAGUAUAAGGAACGGCUGGCGGUUGCGGAGAGGAAGGCGCGUGAGAUUGAGCGCAGUGCUCCCACCACCGCACAUGUCGCCGAGGAGCGUAUUAUGGACUUUGUGGGUGGAGACGACCAGAGAGACGAGGAAGACAAGUACAGCGGCGUGCGUCGACAGGAUUUCCCGCCUUUGACGGGCCGGGAAAACAAGUAUACCCCUCCGGCUCGCCGCGCGCCCACGGGCCAGGCUUCUGUUAAGGGCGUUCCGGUCGAUCCCGCCAUUAUUUCGUCACAGCUCAAGACCACCCCCGCCCCGAAGCAGCCGACUCCGAAGCCCGCGGAGGCCAAGAGCCCAAGCACAACAGAGAAAACCGUUACGCCUGUUGCCGAGAAACCCGCAGAGCCCAAGCCGAGCGCAGGCGCGGCUGAAGUGAAGCCGACCGAGACCAAAGCAGAUGCCUCUUCGGGCAGUAAGACGGCUGAUGCCAAAGAUGCGAGCGGCGUUCGGCCGCCAGCCACCACCAAGCAUGCAGCAACGCAAGGCAAGGUCGGCCCUGUCCCAAGCGCAGCCUCCACUGUUGAACGGGACGUGCUGGUUUCGUUCAGGACCUUCGCGUCUACCCAGAGGUUCAUGGCCGAGAAAGUCAGGACCUCCAAGGCCAAGGUCGAUAAGGAGGUCAAGUUGACCGAGCUGAAGAAGUUCGCAGAGAACUUCAAGCUCUUCACCCCUGUCCCACAGGACCUGAUUCCCAUCAUAGCGAAAGACCCUGUCAAGCAAAAGCAAAUUCAGGAAAAGGCAGAUCGAAACAUACAAGAGUUGGCGAAGCAGAAAGAGGCGGCUGCGAAGGAGAAGGACGCUGCUGUGGCAAAGGAGACACAAGCCAAGACCAGCGCCGAGCAGUCUGGCGCGUCUACACCGGCCGGAACGGCUGACGUGCGGGGCAGUUCUCGCCCUGCUGGGCCGCAGCACACGGGCUCGGCAACGGGCAUCCCCGGCCGCCAUCCCGGCGCCCGCUCCUCGUACAACCCUCAGUCUCAUUACCAGUACAACAGAAACAACCGCCCGCCGCCACAUCUCGCCCCUCAAAACCCGCCAACUGGCAACCUGGCACAGAGGCUGCGGAAUGUGGAGCAGCAGAAGCUGCAGCAUCCUCAUCUUGCCCAGCACCCUCCUCCGGAUAUGCGCCUUCCUCCCACCGGCCCCGCAAACAGUAUCGACCCGAGCUUUGGCCGCCGGAUCAGCGCCGUUCCCCCGUCUUACAUGGGUCCUAAGCUAAACCCCAACAGCCACGAGUUUAGACCCAACGCAUUUGCACAGCCCUUCAACCCUGCCAUCCCUAGCCAGGGCUCUUCUCCUCGCUCCUCGGUGAACAACAUUGCCGAGACCCCUGUGCCCCCGCCCCCCGUCAAAGGCCAGCUCAUCCGGCGCAAGACGAGAGCGGUGGACGUCAAGAAGUGCUUCAUCCUGUCACACAUUGAGAGCAUUCAACCUCCGCCGGGCCGCAAUUGGGACGACAAUGACGGUCUCAAGCCGUCCUUCGAUACCCUGCCGACUUGGCGGCAGCUCCAAGAAGAGACUGAGGCGCCAGACUCCACCAUGCACCUUACGUACAAGGAGUAUUUCGAGCGCCUGCCGCUGUCCAGCGCCGCCGUGGCCACGCCCAACCCGUCCCACGUCAUGCCCCAGGUGGCGCACCAGCAUCAGCUUCCCUUUCACCUUCAACACGGCGCGCAGAGCCUGGCACCCCGCCAGUCGCCUCAUAUCCCGCCGAUGCAGAUGCACGCUGGCCAGCACGGGCACGUGCCCCACGUGCCCUUUACCGGCCCGGACGAUCAUAGGAUGAUGCACUCCAACUCGGCACAGUCUUUCGCUUCUCCUAGAAUGGGACCGGUACCGAUGGCGUAUCCUCCGGCGGUCAAUGCUCCGGUGCAGAUGCCGUACGGUCAGCCGGUGAUGCAGCCGUACAUGAAUGCCGCCCCUCAGAUGGGCCAGUUCCGCAGUUUCUCGCACAACCCGCAGUUCAUACCGCAACAACCCCACCACAUGGCGGCGCCCAUGAUGGUUCAGCAGGGGUUCCUUCCCGGCCCAAAUGGCAUGGUGGCCGCAGGGCCAAUUUACCCCGCCGCCCAACCGCACUUCAUACCCGCCGGCGGCGUACCCCCGCAGCCGGUGCCUGGGUCCAACGGGUUCCCCAGUCCCGGCCGACCCGCGGCGCCGAUGAUGGUGCAUCAGGGCUCGCACCAGGGCACACACCAGGGACAGCAAGCCGUGUAUGGCAUGAGCCCAGGCAUGCCGUACCAACAGCCGGCCUACACGCCACAGCAACCCCAGGGCAAGUUUUCGGGCCAGAGGCCCCAGUGAGCAAACGCUUGCUGCCAAACACACAUAACCUGCAUAGAUUGUGUUGCGGUACCUGCCCUGCCUGCCUGUCCACUCUGUUGUCCGCCGGCCGGCCAUCUGAACCGUGCUGUUGGGGUUAUCUCACUCGUUUUCGAGCCCGAUGAUGACACAAUGAUGG
Molecule: messenger RNA, 3601 nt
Organism: Parathielavia appendiculata
Lineage: Eukaryota; Fungi; Ascomycota; Sordariomycetes; Sordariales; Chaetomiaceae
Exons: 5
Coding region: 361-3444 (1027 amino acids)
Biological process (GO): cytoplasmic stress granule assembly
Cellular component (GO): cytoplasmic stress granule
Molecular function (GO): mRNA binding
Source: RefSeq, a predicted model, not a curated record